UUAACUCUCAAGUAGACAAGGCUCAAGAGAGCAAUUAUGGGUAAUUCUCCUACGGCUUACAUCAUUUUUCUCAUCGUUGUCCUUCAACUUGUAAUUAGUUCAAAGGCUGGUGAGGAAGGAUCUUGCCCAUUAGAAGAAUGUCCAAAUGAGUGCGGAAGAAGGUGUGAACUAGCUUCAGCAUACGAUACAUGCAUCAAAUAUUGUUAUAUAUGUUGUAUUAAAUGCUUAUGUGUUCCAUCUGGAACGUAUGGCCAUAAAGAAGAAUGUCCAUGCUACAACAAUUGGAAAACACGCAAAGGCACCUCUAAAUGUCCUUAAUUUUGUAAUUAGUGAUAUAUACUAAUUAUAAUAAAAGUCAUCCUUUUUUGUUUCUCUAAUAUUACAUAGGGUGCAUAGUAAAUUAUAUGUAUACAAAAGUUCCCAGGUCUAUAGUUGCUUUGGCUCAUAUCUUGGCGGGUUUGGCGCGUUGGGUGAUUUACUUUGUUUCCGUUUUUAGUUUGUUUGUUGCUUUGUUUGUUUGUAAGUUCUUUUGUAUACAUCGAAUCGAAUGAGAGGUAUAUUACCACAUCAUG
Messenger RNA from Chenopodium quinoa (quinoa), 572 nucleotides. RefSeq names its product peamaclein-like. Lineage: Eukaryota; Viridiplantae; Streptophyta; Magnoliopsida; Caryophyllales; Amaranthaceae. The transcript has 3 exons. The record is from RefSeq and is a predicted model, not a curated record. Bases 37 to 318 code for a protein of 93 amino acids.